Messenger RNA from Sinocyclocheilus grahami, 1699 nucleotides. RefSeq names its product zinc finger E-box-binding homeobox 1-like. The record is from RefSeq and is a predicted model, not a curated record. The transcript is spliced from 9 exons. The coding region runs from base 24 to 1514 and encodes 496 amino acids. Lineage: Eukaryota; Metazoa; Chordata; Actinopteri; Cypriniformes; Cyprinidae. Gene Ontology annotation, biological process: regulation of transcription by RNA polymerase II; anatomical structure development. Gene Ontology annotation, molecular function: DNA-binding transcription factor activity, RNA polymerase II-specific; RNA polymerase II cis-regulatory region sequence-specific DNA binding.
CACCGGGCAACCACGGCCAAGGCAUGGCAGAGAGGAGCCGAGGAAAGCGGAGGAAACAGGCGAACCCGCGGAGAAACCAAGGUGAGCCGGAGCACUGUCUGGGCUCUGAAGGCGAGGAUGAGGGCAGCGUUUGGGGGAUGGAGGUUCUGGACAGCAGAGAUGCUCAGGAUAAAGUCAGUCUGACGCCCAGCGAGGGCACGGAGCCCGGCAGUCCCGUCCCGUGUGCGGAGAGCUGGGCUGACACCGAAACCACACCGCUGAAAAUCACAGCCGCAGACCCCGAGCACUGUCAGACUGACGCUCGUGUGAUGGACGGCCCGAUUCACGCUCAACAGCGCAACGGAUCCGUGAACUCGUACCAUUUAGACUGCGCUCAGGGCGACAUGUCGCCCGUCUGCUGGUCACCAGGAGAAUACGAGUCACCCGAGGGCAAAGACGGUGGAGCCUUGAACCCUGACGUCUCUGUCAUGUCUCUGCGGGAACAUGUGAAGUUCUGUCAGGACAGGGAUGGAGGAGACGGCGUGUGUCCUCUGUGCGGAUACAGUACGCCGUACCGCGCUCAGAUGGAGCACCACUUAACCCUCCACAGCCAGACUCACCAGAAGAGCUCCAUGUCUGAGUCCGGUCUGGAGAACCGGAAGUUCAAGUGUAAUCAGUGUGGAAAGGCCUUUAAAUACAAGCAUCACCUCAAAGAGCACCUGCGCAUUCACAGCGGUGAGAAGCCGUACGAAUGCUCGAACUGUAAGAAGCGUUUCAGUCACUCGGGCUCCUACAGCUCACACCUCAGCAGCAAGAAGUGCCUCAGCGGCACUCAUUAUAACGGCCACGCCCAUCCCGUGUACCUCUUCCCGUCGCCCAUUUUCAGGAAAAAGAACACACUGCAUGCAGCUGCUGAAGCGCUGAGUCGCGGCGGUCUGGAGUAUCUGUCUCUGAUGGAUGAUGGGAUUGAUGGAGAGAUCAGUUCUGGGAGGAAGAGGCUGAAGAAGACGGAGGAAGGACUGUACGCCUGCGACAUCUGCGACAAAACCUUCCAGAAGAGCAGCUCUCUGCUGCGCCAUAAAUAUGAGCACACAGGGAAGAGACCUCACGAGUGUCAGAUCUGUAAGAAGGCCUUCAAACACAAGCAUCAUCUGAUCGAGCACAGCCGCCUGCACUCCGGAGAGAAGCCGUAUCAGUGCGACAAGUGCGGCAAACGCUUCUCACACUCAGGCUCGUACUCACAGCACAUGAACCACCGCUACGCCUUCUGCAGCCGCGACAGCGAGGCUCCCGCUUCAGCGCUGGAGGACAGCGGCGCGUAUCUGAGCGACUCCAGCACGGAGGGAGCGGCGCUGGAGCUCAGAGACGAGGAGGAGGACGAGGACGCACUCAGCAGCCGCGCUUAUGAUGGAGGCGUGAGGAUGGAGCGAGUUUCCCUGCAGCUGAAGGACAAACCCACAGAUGGAAACCAGCAUCAGGAGAGUCCCGAAGGACUCGUGUUUACCAAAGAUGUGAAACUGACUCGUCCUCUUUAGUGCUCAAACUGUGACUGUGAACAAAGUUUUCAGCCCAAAACACGCGUUUCUCCAAAGACUUGAUUCAGCAUUCAGCGUAAUCCAGAGCUUCCCUCGCUGUGAGAGGCACAAAUGAUCUGCAGCGCUACCAGAUUAAUACAUAAAUAUACUAAAUAAAUUAAUAAAUGCCAACAAUCUCAGAAAAC